This is a messenger RNA of Amaranthus tricolor (Joseph's coat), 1165 nucleotides long. RefSeq names its product protein SOB FIVE-LIKE 6-like. The record is from RefSeq and is a predicted model, not a curated record. The coding region runs from base 372 to 878 and encodes 168 amino acids. Lineage: Eukaryota; Viridiplantae; Streptophyta; Magnoliopsida; Caryophyllales; Amaranthaceae. The transcript has 3 exons. Gene Ontology annotation, biological process: cytokinin biosynthetic process.
UCUUUUACUAGUUGACAAUAAGAAUCCUAGCUCAUAGCUCACCCACCCAUCUUCUUCUCUCCUACUAUGGUCUAAAGUUCACUUUCAAAAUAAAUUAAAGAUCAAAGCCAACUGGCAGUUUUGAUCAUACUCAUUCAUAUCAAACAUAAAUUGAGUAGUUUCAUCACUUUAGUUAUUAUGGACAUAAACAUUCAUUCAUUCUCCCUCCUAUAUACUGAGUCACGAGAAACGAUCUCAAGACAAAAAAUUCAUAUACUAAUAGGACACGUCUCACGGUGAGAUCGUCUUUUACAGAAAUUUGUGCUAACCAUUUCAUUGUUAUUCUUUACCUUUAAUUCUUUCCUACCUUCCCAAAUUAUUCUUGUCAAAAAAUGAUGAAUAUUGCAACUUCUGAUCAAUGGAGUACAGGUUGUGAAUCUGGUUGGACUCUCUACUUAGAUGAUCAAUCUUACAUUUCAACAAACACCCAUCAUAAUAUUGAUCAUCAUCUUCAUCAAACUUAUAGAUUAAAAUCAACGGUCCAUAAUGAUUAUGAUCAUGAUGAAGACUUAUCUAUGGUGUCUGAUGCAUCUUCAGGGCCUCCCCAUUUUCUUCAGAAGAAUGAUGAACAUCCAAGUUAUUAUACUCAAAAGAGUUCAAAAAAGUCAAGCAAAAAUGAAAAAAAGAAAGUGGGUUUAAUGAAAAAUAAGCAACAAUAUCAUCAUCACGAUCAUCAUCCCUUUUGUAAUAGUAAUCAUCAUCUUGAUGACACUGCAAGUUCACCUUCCUUUUCUAAUUCACAGGGGAAUUCUUCAUAUAAUAAUCACUAUUCUUUUUGGCAGUCUUCUCAAGUAAAUGAUGCAAAUGAAUCUUCCAAACCAAGAGGAUGGCAGCAAUGACAAACAAAUGAUGAGAAGCCAAGUAAUGUAAAUCUACUCUCAAAGAGGGAGAUAUGAAAAAGUUGGUGUAAUAAAAUAAAGAGGAAUUGUCAAAAUUCAUAGAUGCAUAUUAAUUUUGUCUUUUUCCCUUUAUUUUUUGGGAUUAAUUAAAUUAAUUUUACUAAUAUUUGCUGUCUACUUUUCAUCUGUUCUUGUCGAUACAAUGGGAAACAACAUAAGAACAAAUAUAAAUAUUCAAAUAAUUAUUACUUACAAAUUUAAUUUGUGCAAUGUAACGCUCUUUUUUC